AUGGCUCACGAUCAAGUUUGGUUUUCUCGUCCUCGUCGUUAUGGAAAAGGUUCUCGCGAGUGCCGUGUAUGUGCUCAUCGUGCCGGUUUAAUCCGUAAAUAUAACCUAAAUGUUUGCCGUCAAUGCUUUCGUGAAUAUUCCAAAGAUAUUGGUUUUAUCAAGUACCGAUAA
Molecule: messenger RNA, 171 nt
Organism: Funneliformis geosporum
Lineage: Eukaryota; Fungi; Glomeromycota; Glomeromycetes; Glomerales; Glomeraceae
Source: the annotation of a GenBank genome assembly